AUGGAAUUGCCAGCAUUUUUGAGGCAGAAGCCCCCUUCAGGAUACAUAGCAGGCAUCGGGCGUGGGGCUACAGGCUUCACGACACGCUCCGAUAUUGGGUCCGGGAAAACGCCGGAAAGAAUAAGAGACGAUCGAGAAAAGCCUUUGAACGCCGAUGGGACAGAAGAAGCGGACGAAGAUAGGGUCAAAAGUAACGCAAAAGUACGAUUCGAAGAUUCUAAUGGGCUCUCUUUGGUUUCAAAUCGCCCCGAGGGGGAUGACGAAGAGGCGGACAGAAUUUACAAAGAGAUUGACGCGCAGUUAGGGCGAAGAAACGCACCGCGUAAAAAAGUCGGCAUUGAGAAUGCAAACAACUCCAUCCAAGACACUUUUGCUGCCGUUUCCGACACGUUCGUUGACCUCAAACGAUCCUUGGCUACCGUCAGCGAUGAACAAUGGAGUAAUCUCCCUGAGGCUGGCGAUAUUACGAAGCGCAACAAGCGGCAGAGACUAGAGUUGCAAAGCGAGCGUAAAUCUUACGCUGCACCUGACGCACUCAUUUCCGGUAAUAUUGAUCUCACAAAAUUGACGCAAGAACGUGAGAAACUGUUGGGUCGUCAAUUAGACGAAAGUUUGAGUUCCAAAGGUAACAAAUCGGAGCACUUAGUGAGUAGUUCCGAAAACUAUUUGCAUGAGCUUGAUGCGUCUGCGAAGGCUGCGGAGGUUGACCAGCAGGUCCAAGACGUAGAAAGGAUGAGGACCAUACUAAACUCGUAUCGUAGGUCGGAUCCUAAGAAACCACAAGGUUGGAUUGCCUCCGCAAGAUUGGAAGAACAGGCCAAAAAAUUUAGAUUGGCAAGAAGCCUAAUUGAGGAAGGUUGUAAUGAGUGUCCUCGAGAUAAAGACAUAUGGCUAGAAAAUAUUAGACUCAAUGCGGCAGAUCUCCACUAUUGUAAAAUACUUGUGGCAAAGGCACUUACGUUCAGUGACAGAAGCCUUGACUUAUGGUUGAAGGCCAUUGAACUCGAGAAAGAAAAUUUCAAUAAGCUGAGAGUGGUGCGUAAAGCCAUACGAAGCUUGCCCACAUCGGAAGAACUGUGGAAGCUGGCAGUGCAAUACGAAAACGACAGAGAUGAGGCAAUCAAGAUUUUGCAAAAGGCUACUGAGUUGAUGCCGCACAGUCUCGAUCUUUUAACUGCACUUAUAAAUCUGCAGGAUCGCCUUGAGGCCAGAAAGACACUGAAUUUAGCAAGGCAAAAUAACCCUUCCGAAGUUCAGAUUUGGGUAUUGGCAUGCGAGCUAGAGGAACGGUGCAGCGAUGCGUCUGUGGAUAAACUGGCAAAGCUAUUUACUAAAGGGCUCCAAGAGCUUGCGAAGCAUGGAAGAUCUCUCACCAUCGACCAAUGGCUACAAGAAGCCGCACAAAUCGAGCAGCAGUUUCCGGAUACUUAUCAAAAGACUCUACAGGCCAUGGUGAAAGUCAUUAUAAGCUUCCUGUACAAUCCGCAAGGAUAUUCCCAUACUAUUGCGGCCAUUGAUAAUAUAAGCCAGCAAUGUACUGCUACGAGAUGUCAUGCAUACAAGUAUGUGCUUGAAAAAGACCCUAGCAAAUUUGGGUUAUGGAAGAAGCUUGUGAGCUUUUGCCAAACAGCGGGGCGCAUGAGCGAAGCAUAUCAAACAUUCGAAACUGUAUUGUUUGGAAACGAUGGUGAGGUUUUAGUGAAGUCUCCGGUGCUUGCUUUAAUGUAUUCCAAACUGGUUUGGAAAUCUAAGAACAAUAUUGAAAAAGCCAUGAAGAUUCUAGACGUAAGUUUGACAUUUCAUUCAUCUAAUAUUGACUUUUGGCUUGCAAAGCUCAAAAUUUUAACAAUGGAUUCGCAGUUUGAAAAAGCAGAGGAACUUUUCAACGCGGCUGUUGGUCAAUUAGCUAGUCAACCAGGCUACGAAAGGAUCUGCCACCGAUUUGUUGGUUUCUUGCGUUUCCGGAACAGAACUCAGGAAGCACUCGAACUUCUGGAAACAAAGUUCUUGUCUCAGGUCCCGCUAUGCGAGAAGCUGUAUUUACAACGCGGACAAAUGUAUUGCGACCUGGGCCAGCCUGAGAAAGCCCGCGAGUGUUACUUUGAAGGCGUCAAGAUUUUACCAAAUAGCGCCUCGCUCUGGAUUGCCCUUGGGCGUGCCGACAAAGACCUUCUGAAUCUGCCUGUCCGAGCGCGGUCAGAUCUCGACCUCGCGCUUUUAAAGGUUCCAGCUGGUGCCCAACAAGAGUCACUGCUUGUCGCACGAAUCCAGAUGGAACAAGAGCUCAACAAUCUUCAGCAAGCUAGCUUAUAUCUUGCACAGGCGCUUAAAUCUCACCCAUCAAGCGCACCGCUGUGGGUCGAGAAGCUCAAGCUUACUUCCAAAAAAUCUCUAAAGAAAACUGCCUACCAGGAUGCUUUGAAAAGCACCAAUUCCGAUUAUCGUGUACUCGUUGCUAUCGGCAUUGACUUAUUUUCCGAUUCUCACUACGAGAAGGCUCUAAAAUGGUUUCAGAGGGCUACUGCUGCUGCUCCACGCUUUGGUGACGGCUGGAUCUGGGUUUCUCGCUGUCUCGAGCGCUUAGGACGCAACUUGAAAGAUGUUGUCAGCCAUGUUGAUGACCAUGAGCCUCGCUAUGGACCUGAGUGGAUAGCCGCUGCUAAAGAUGUCCGGAAUCUCUGCUUGACGCCUUCUCAAGUGCUAGCAGUGUGCUUGAAACCACAAGCAUGA
Messenger RNA from Lachancea nothofagi CBS 11611, 2730 nucleotides. The record is from the annotation of a GenBank genome assembly. NCBI's taxonomy places the organism in Eukaryota, Fungi, Ascomycota, Saccharomycetes, Saccharomycetales, Saccharomycetaceae.